GUCCAACCACAUUAGAAUCUACCACACAGCCAAUGAGGAUUGGUGAGUGCUGCCUGUCCUUCAGCCGAGCGGAAGCAGCGGCUCAGGCUGCAGGGAGAAGCAGACAUGAAUUCCUUGGAACAGGCCGAAGACCUGAAGGCCUUUGAAAGGAGACUGACAGAGUAUGUCUCCUGUUUGCAGCCGGCAACAGGCAGGUGGAGAAUGAUUCUGAUUGUGGUGUCUGUAUGUACGGCUACUGGGGCUUGGAACUGGUUAAUAGACCCUGACACACAGAAGGUCUCGUUUUUUUCGUCACUGUGGAAUCAUCCCUUCUUCACCAUCAGCUGCAUCACUCUCAUAGCUCUCUUCUUUGCUGGGAUACACAAACGAGUUGUGGCACCAUCAAUUAUCGCUGCUCGAUGUCGGACAGUUUUAGCAGAAUACAACAUGUCCUGUGAUGAUACGGGGAAACUUAUUCUCAAACCACGACCAAACAUCCAAUAACCAGCAUUUUUUGUGGGCUGCUCAGACACUGUACUGGGUCCUGGAUUGAUCCAGUGAUCGUUUGGUGACCUGCGUCCUCUGUGUUUCAUCAUCAUGAUUAAUGAAAUGGGGAAAGACAGGUGAAAAGAACCGAUAGGCCCUUCAAACAGUUCUGCUGUGGCCAUGUCGUCACUGAAGCUGCUGAUCUGCUCACAGAACCUUUGGUAUAUUUUAUUCUGUCUGGGUGAUUUCAGAUGUGUUUAUUUCUGUUGCUAAUUGUGUAUUUUAUCAAAAUGUUUCUAUUUUUAAAAUUAUUUACCAAAUAAACUCUCCAGACGUGAAAA
Messenger RNA from Platichthys flesus (European flounder), 806 nucleotides. It is a transcript of the gene cnep1r1, whose product is annotated as CTD nuclear envelope phosphatase 1 regulatory subunit 1. The transcript has 6 exons. Gene Ontology annotation, cellular component: cytoplasm; Nem1-Spo7 phosphatase complex. The record is from RefSeq and is a predicted model, not a curated record. Bases 106 to 483 code for a protein of 125 amino acids. NCBI's taxonomy places the organism in Eukaryota, Metazoa, Chordata, Actinopteri, Pleuronectiformes, Pleuronectidae.